Messenger RNA from Neoarius graeffei (lesser salmon catfish), 1384 nucleotides. RefSeq names its product ADP/ATP translocase 3-like. The record is from RefSeq and is a predicted model, not a curated record. NCBI's taxonomy places the organism in Eukaryota, Metazoa, Chordata, Actinopteri, Siluriformes, Ariidae. The transcript has 4 exons. Bases 5 to 901 code for a protein of 298 amino acids. Gene Ontology annotation, cellular component: mitochondrial inner membrane. Gene Ontology annotation, biological process: mitochondrial ATP transmembrane transport; mitochondrial ADP transmembrane transport. Gene Ontology annotation, molecular function: ATP:ADP antiporter activity.
GAACAUGAGCGAGCCCGCAGUCAGCGUAGCCAAGGACUUCCUGGCUGUUUGCAUCGCGGCUGCGCUCUCAGAAACCGCCGUGGCUCCGCUCGAGAGGGUCAAGCUGCUCCUUCAGGUACAAAAUGCCAGCAAGCACAUUGUGGCAGAAAAGUACUACAAGGGCUUCAUCGACUGCAUUAUUCGCAUCCCCAAAGAGCAGGGUGUCCUUUCAUACUGGAGAGGCAACCUGGCCAACGUGAUCCGGUACAUUCCGACACAGGCCCUCAACUUCACCUUCAAGGAUAGGUACAAGAAGUUAUUCCUGGAUGGUGUGGACCAGAGCACGCAAUUCUGGCGCUACUUUGCUGGUAACCUGGCCUCAGGGGGUGCUGCAGGGGCCACAUCUCUCUGUUUUGUCUACCCACUAGACUUCGCUCGCACUCGUCUGGCAGCAGACAUUGGCAAGGAAAGAGUGCAGAGGGAAUUCACCGGACUGCGUGACUGUUUUGGGAAAAUACUCAAGACUGAUGGACCAAGAGGUCUUUACAGUGGUUUCAGUGUGUCUGUGCAGGGCAUCAUCAUCUACAGGGCUGCUUACUUUGGCAUCUACGACACCAUCAAGAGUACGUUUCCAGAUCCAAAGAAUGUCCACUUUGUGAUAAGCUGGAUGAUCGCGCAGAGCGUGACUACAGUUGCUGGACUCAUCUCCUACCCUUUUGAUACAGUGCGUCGUCGCAUGAUGAUGCAAUCAGGACUUAAAGGGGCAGACGUCAUCUACACUGGCACAGUGGACUGCUGGAAGAAGAUUGUUCGUAAUGAAGGUGUCCAGGCUUUCUAUAAGGGAACUUGGUCAAAUAUUCUCAGAAGCAUGGGAGGCGCCCUUGUGCUAGUGAUUUACGAUGAGAUAAAGAAAAUCAUCUGAAUAUCCAUCUUGGUUACUUAGACAAAGUCACUGAAUGUUGGAUAAUAACAGGACGGAGACAGAACUAAAAGUCACCUUUAUCAUUAUAUACAUACAGUACAACUGUAUUUUAUAUUAUACAUACGGUAUUGCACAAGAAAAAUGAAGUAGUAAGACCUUCAGUGCUACCUCGCACAAAGAAAGGUGUGUGUGUGUUAUUACGGAAAACAUCACAAUUAGAUAUUUGUUGGGGAUUUGACUCAGUUUGUUGAAAAAAAUCGCAUCUUAAAUAUCUACACUCGAAGCAAUUCAGUAUCGCCAUGUCUUUCCAACUUUAUACCAGCUCAGCAUGACCGUUUUAACAAAAUAUCUCCGCGAAAAAUCAGUUUUACGGUUUUCCACAUCCCUCAAAUGUAGUCAGUCAGACGUGUUUUGUGUCCAUUUGGUGUUGCACUGGAGCUGUGAGGCUAAUAAAGCUAAUGACGUAAUGAAAGUCUGUCUCAC